AGUGGCUGGGGAGAACUGGGGAGCAGAAGCUUCCUGUCAGAUUGAGCAGGUGGGAGCCAUAAACUUCUGGCUCUGAGGCGUGCCCACAGCAUCAAAGUCCAGGCUGGAGUGAGAGGAAAUAUUCCAGCCUCUUUUGAGGCCUGCAGCAGGCCAGUUGAGGCAUCACCAUUGAAGUUGCUGGUGCAGUGUACACCCUGGCACAAGGACCUUAUCUGAGUCCCCACAUUCUCCUGCUUGCUGAUGGGCAAGCCCUGGGCUGGCUGAUACCUCCAAUCUCUUUGGAGACAGCUGGCCAUAUGGCAGAAAGGCUGGAGUGGCAUCUCCACUCUGUGACCCAGUCUCCCACUUGCCCCCAAAAGAAUAUUUCUUUUGACAGUGGACAGCUGACAUAUCACCACUUUCCUUCUACUGUGAGUGUCUCUGGAUGGGCAGAAAGGAAUGGCCAGCCCCUGGUUAUGGUCAUCUAAGGUCACCUCUGAAAUGCUGUGAGCCCCUCUUCCUUCCUCUCCUCUGCUAUUUCCCAUCUCUGCUGUUGGCAGGAGAAUAGAACCCUGGCUGCCAGAGAUGCAAGUGUGUGACGAUAUGGGUGCUGGUGCAUAUUUAGUAUGUGCCUGUGUCCAGCCAUGUGCAUGUGUGGGUGUGUGAGUGUGUGACCCAGCCCUUCCCCCGUGGCCAAGCAGAGAGAGUGGCCUAGAGGAAGCCAUAGCAGCAGUACCAGCAUGGCCUCUGCCGCCUCUGUGACCAGCCUGGCAGAUGAAGUCAACUGCCCCAUCUGCCAGGGUACCCUGAGGGAGCCGGUCACUAUCGACUGCGGCCACAACUUCUGCCGGGCCUGCCUUACUCGCUACUGUGAGAUACCAGGCCCAGACCUGGAGGAGUCCCCUACUUGCCCACUCUGCAAAGAACCCUUCCGCCCUGGGAGCUUCCGGCCCAACUGGCAGCUGGCUAACGUGGUGGAGAACAUUGAGCGCCUCCAGCUGGUGUCCACACUGGGUUUGGGAGAGGAGGAUGUCUGCCAAGAGCACGGAGAGAAGAUCUACUUCUUCUGUGAGGAUGAUGAGAUGCAGUUGUGCGUGGUGUGCCGGGAGGCUGGGGAGCACGCUACCCACACCAUGCGCUUCCUGGAGGAUGCGGCGGCUCCCUAUAGGGAACAAAUCCAUAAGUGUCUUAAACGUCUAAGAAAAGAGAGAGAGGAGACUCAAGAAAUCCAGUCAAGAGAAAAUAAAAGGAUGCAAGUCCUCCUGACUCAGGUGUCCACCAAGAGACAACAGGUGAUUUCUGAGUUCGCACACCUGAGGAAGUUUCUAGAGGAACAGCAGAGCAUCCUCUUAGCACAAUUGGAGAGCCUGGAUGGGGACAUCUUGAAGCAACGGGAUGAAUUUGAUUUGCUGAUUGCUGGGGAGAGCUGCCGGUUUAGUGCUCUUAUUGAAGAACUGGAGGAGAAGAAUGAGAGGCCAGCAAGGGAGCUCCUGACGGACAUCAGAAGCACUCUAAUAAGAUGUGAAACCAGAAAGUGCCGGAAACCGGUGGCUGUGUCGCCAGAGCUGGGCCAGAGGAUUCGGGACUUUCCCCAGCAGGCCCUCCCGCUGCAGAGGGAGAUGAAGAUGUUUCUGGAAAAACUAUGCUUUGAGUUGGACUAUGAGCCAGCUCACAUUUCUCUAGACCCUCAGACUUCCCACCCCAAGCUCCUCUUGUCUGAGGACCACCAGCGGGCUCAGUUCUCCUACAAAUGGCAGAACUCACCAGACAACCCCCAGCGUUUUGACCGGGCCACCUGUGUUCUGGCCCACACUGGCAUCACAGGGGGGAGACACACGUGGGUGUGGAUGGCCAGGGUACCUGGGGACUCAAGCUGCUGCCAGUUCUGCUCACCACCAUCCUUGCUUGGCACAGAAGUAGCUGCAUAGAAAGAGCACUGGAUUUGAAGUCAGAAGACCUGGGUUCUUGAACCAGCCUGGCAACCAGUUGUAUGACUUUAAACAAGGCAUCUCACCUCUUUUCAUCUUGUUUUCUUCCAAUAGUGUUAGAGUUCAUGUAAUCACAUUCUCUAGAACCAUUUAGUUUGUGUUAACUAUGAACCAAGCAGUGUGGUGGCCACUGGUGACUUGAAAAUAUAGAGAAAAAAAACCCUGCUCUAUAUCUGAAAGAGCUCUUAAGAAGACAGAGAAACAUAAAGAGGAAAUUACAGCACAGUGUGGUGGGUGUUAUGGGAAGUCCAACCCCAGCAUUAUGGGAGUUCAGGGGAAGGGGCAUAGCCCAGCCUGGAAGGAGAGGGUGAGUGGGGGAUGGCUUUCUGAAAAGGGUGGUCUAAAGGAUGCCUACGGUCAAUAGGGAAAAGAGGGGAAGAAGCAUCUUAAGAAGAGGAAACAGCAGAGAACUGGCUGGAUGACCUGUGACUCAUGGAGCACUGGGUUGUCUCCAUUGUCCUCAUGGGCAGAUGUGUGCCAUCCCCAGCCGACACCACUCACUGCCUCCUUCCUCUUGGUGUUGCCACUUCUGGGUGAGAUUAAGGUGCAGGGCCUGGGGGCAGGAGGACAUAAGGUAUAGCCACAAAUCAUAACCCAGGGACCACACUCAACCCUGCGGAAAUCGUCUUCCUGAUCAGUUGAUUACCAUCUGAGGUCAAGAAAUGAGAUAGUGGAAGCAAAUGGGUCACAAAUAGCUCAGCUGUGGGCUCAGAAACUGCUAGGUAAAAGAAUUCCAGAAGGAGGCCAGGGCAUAAGUUGGAUGACCUAUGACCUUUAGCCUAAAAAAUUGAGACUACCGUAAUUGAGACUACUGUAGUGAUAUCUGAGAAAUGGGAUGGAAGAGUGACCAUGUUUUAUUUUCUUGUUCUUGUCACUACUGUAUUUUAUUUUGCAUAAUCAUGCCCUUCACUGACAGUCUCCUUAACAUCAUCUGUUUACUCUGCUCAGAUGUAAACUACAAUGCUCUGUCAUCUCCCUACUGGGUCUCCUGGGAGGAGGGGAGCCAUCCAGGGUGCAAACUCAAAGGCAGAGGGCACAGCGUGCUUAGGCCCAAGCUUAGAAUUCAAUUGAGAAGUUCUGUUGUUCAUCCUUAGCUCAGCAGGUAGAAAAGAGGUGGAGAUCAGAAGCCAGGGAUUAGAGAUUGAAUUGCUUUCCCUGGGAGUGUGCAGUAUCUCAUUAAAAUGUUGUAUAUUCAAAAAAAUACAGACACACACAAGUGCCUAUAUAAUGAUAAAACAUAUCCAAAGCACCCAAACCUGUGAUUCCACUAAAAAGUAGAUCCUAUUUUUCUGUUUAUUUUUAUUGGCUUUAGCUGUGUCUUUUGAAAGGACUAUUAUCCUCUAAAAUGUAUGUGUAUGAAGAUCCUGGCUUGCAGCUCGGGAGCUUUACACAUCUUGUGUCACUUUAUCUUGGUAACAAGCCAAGAUCAUGCAACCAGUUCAUCCGUGUCUGACCCAAGAGCUCUUAACUGCUAUGCUGCACUGCCUCAUUCAGAGAUAGAUGCCUGCAUGGGUCCUGGCGAUUAUUUUAAUGCUGGCUACACCCCCACAGGUGACUUGGAUUCAGAAAUACAAUUUAUAUUUCUUCUUUUUAAAUUGUUUUAUUUUAUUUUUCUUUUAAUAGUUAUAUGUCAGUGAGAACAAUUUAUAUGUCUUACACUGAGAAAUAAAACUGCUCAUAAGUGAAAACUCU
Pan troglodytes (chimpanzee) is the source of this 3659-nucleotide messenger RNA. It is a transcript of the gene TRIM10, whose product is annotated as tripartite motif containing 10. Gene Ontology annotation, molecular function: zinc ion binding; protein binding. The record is from RefSeq and is a predicted model, not a curated record. The transcript is spliced from 9 exons. NCBI's taxonomy places the organism in Eukaryota, Metazoa, Chordata, Mammalia, Primates, Hominidae. The coding region runs from base 720 to 1907 and encodes 395 amino acids.